GCACAAACCAACACUCAGUGCACACCACUGCAGUGAUUAUGCCAGUACAUGCGGGUAGCCAAGCGGUCCCGAUUUAUGGAAACUAUCAUGGAUAUUACUCCAAGCGUCCUUUCAUCCGAGAUCCACGACUGGCUUUGCUCCCCACUGAAUUCUUCGUGGGUAAGCGAGUUCUAGAUGUUGGAUGCAAUGAAGGCUGGGUGACUUGUGAGAUAGGACAGUCCAGGGGGGCACAUCAGGUCAUCGGAGUUGAUAUUGACGACACUCUCAUCAGAGCUGCCUGGAAGAGAAGACGCACCGCCUGGAGCCUUCAGUCUCCUGAAGGUGGAAAUAUCAAUGAGGAGCGUUGCCCUCCGCCAAAACGACAACGACUCCUCGGUGAUGCGUCCACUACGGACAGUAGUGCUCCCAAUUACUUCCCUGCAUCGUGCGAACAUAGCUACGGCCCAUUGCCCAUCCCAGACAGAGGAUGCGGUGCUUUCCCGCACAAUGUCACAUUCCGAACAGUUGAUUGGGUGAAGGAUGAAAUACCGGAGGAUUACGAUCAAUACGAUAUCGUUUUAGGGUUUUCUAUCUCAAAAUGGAUUCAUCUAAAUAACAAGGACGAAGGACUGCAAGAAUUUUUCUCCCGAGUUCAUCGAUGUCUGAAAGUUGGGGGUGUUUUCGUCCUCGAGCCACAACCUUGGGACACUUACUCAAAAGCUCGAAGGAUGAGCGAGACUCUCAAAGAGAAUGCAAAAUAUUUACAACUCCGUCCAGAUGGCUUUGGGGAACUACUGGAGAAGCUCGGAUUUAGUCAUGGUCAGCGUCUCGGGGUCACUGGGAAAGGCGGCUUCCGUCGCCCCGUUGAUCUCUACUUGAAGCAGCGAUAAGAUAGGAUUUCUGUCUAUGCUAAACCGGAUAUGUCGUUGCAGUGCUGCCACAAGAAUUUUGGAGCAUCAUUAUUCACACUGACAAGACACGUAAAUUUAUGGCGCCAACGAUUCGUGUGGAAUUCGGGUCCCGCCAUGCUGUAUCAUGUGUAUUUGUCUGAUGCGCGAAAAUUUUAUGGUCGUGCGUCUUUUAAUGUUGUUUUUCACUGCCUUCGUAUGAAUGAAUGGGUAGCAGCGCCAACCUUAUGCGUAG
Messenger RNA from Suillus subalutaceus, 1122 nucleotides. RefSeq names its product Bicoid-interacting protein 3-domain-containing protein. The record is from RefSeq and is a predicted model, not a curated record. The transcript is spliced from 5 exons. Gene Ontology annotation, molecular function: RNA methyltransferase activity; S-adenosylmethionine-dependent methyltransferase activity; O-methyltransferase activity. Lineage: Eukaryota; Fungi; Basidiomycota; Agaricomycetes; Boletales; Suillaceae. Bases 39 to 869 code for a protein of 276 amino acids. Gene Ontology annotation, biological process: snRNA modification.